GAGGGGCAACCAGUUACGAAGGUCGCCUUUGCGCUCCGAAGUUUCGUUUUUACGCGGAAGGCGCUGCUGCUGCUUCCCCAAGGAUGAAGUGCGGAGGGACCACCGAGGCCAAGGCAGCCACUGCGGAGACGCAGAAAAUCGCCCAGGAAGUGAAAGGACAAGUGGAAGAGAAAGAAGGCAGAAGCUUUGAAGUCUUUGACGCGGUUGAGUUUAAGACGCAGAUAGUUGCUGGAAUAAACUACUUCAUCAAGGUCCACAUUGGCAAUGACGAGUUCCUUCACGUGAGAGUGUUCAAAAGCCUCCCUCAUGAAAACAAGCCACUGGAGCUCACCAGUUACCAAAGCAAGAAAGCAAAGCACGAUGAACUGGCUUACUUCUAAGCAGUUCUGCAGAAGCCUUUCUCCCUCUGCAGUUUUUUUACCAAGCUGGAAAACGGUGUUUAUUUUGCCAAAUGCAAAUGAUUUUUCUUUCUUGCUUUUUUUUAAAAAAAUAGUAUGGUGCUUUAAAACUGUAGUAAUGUAGCCAUGCUUUGAUCAUAUUAAUUUUUGUGGCGUACAAGUAUUUAUGUGUUACUUGUGUGUAAACCAUAAGCGCAUAGAUCAAGGACUGGGACUGUGCUUUUUACCUCAUGCUAUAACCUCCCCCCACAUGUGUAUAGCAACAUGUUGUAUGAGCAGAAAGCCUAAUUCAUGACACUUGACUAAUCAGGUGUCCCAGUUGUGGAGACCCCCCUACUCAUGAGCAGGAGCGCACAUAUUAUUAGGCUUUCUGCUCACACAACCAUGGCCAUGUGGUUACUAAAAAGAAAAAAGAGGGGGACAAAGACACUGAGUGAGGCUAAAACCAGGUCCCAAUCCUCUCUCUAUACGCUUAUGCGUGACAUGGGGCUACAUAGUCAUUAUAUACCCAAGAAUUCAUCUGAUGUGCAUUUAUUUUUGUAUACCACUUCUUUGGAUCCUUCUCAAUAAAUGAAGUUGCUUGCUUAAAAAA
Messenger RNA from Lacerta agilis (Sand lizard), 990 nucleotides. Its product is annotated as cystatin-B-like. Gene Ontology annotation, molecular function: cysteine-type endopeptidase inhibitor activity. Gene Ontology annotation, cellular component: cytosol. Lineage: Eukaryota; Metazoa; Chordata; Lepidosauria; Squamata; Lacertidae. The coding region runs from base 84 to 380 and encodes 98 amino acids. The transcript has 3 exons. The record is from RefSeq and is a predicted model, not a curated record.